Molecule: messenger RNA, 1302 nt
Organism: Archocentrus centrarchus (flier cichlid)
Lineage: Eukaryota; Metazoa; Chordata; Actinopteri; Cichliformes; Cichlidae
Gene: kcnj12a
Product: potassium inwardly rectifying channel subfamily J member 12a
Exons: 1
Coding region: 1-1302 (433 amino acids)
Biological process (GO): potassium ion import across plasma membrane; regulation of monoatomic ion transmembrane transport
Cellular component (GO): plasma membrane
Molecular function (GO): inward rectifier potassium channel activity
Source: RefSeq, a predicted model, not a curated record
AUGAGCGUAGGACGAAUCAACCGCUACAGCAUUGUGUCAUCUGAAGAAGAGGGCCUCCGCCUCACUACCAUGCAUGGUAUGAAUGGCUUUGGAAACGGAAAGAUCCACACACGCCGCAAGUGCCGCAACCGCUUUGUGAAAAAGAAUGGGCAGUGCAAUGUGCAGUUUGCCAAUAUGGACGACAAGUCGCAGCGCUACAUGGCCGACAUCUUUACAACGUGCGUUGAUAUCCGCUGGCGAUGGAUGCUAGUAGUCUUUACUCUUGUGUUUGUUGUCUCCUGGCUGGCCUUUGGCCUAGCCUUUUGGGUUAUAGCUUUGCUGCAUGGCGAUCUGGAUAACCCAGCCGGAGAUGACAACUUCACUCCAUGUGUUCUACAGGUCAAUGGAUUUGUGGCUGCCUUUUUAUUCUCCAUUGAAACGCAGUCUACCAUAGGUUAUGGCUACCGCUGUGUGACUGAGGAGUGCCCAGUGGCAGUCUUCAUGGUGGUCUUUCAGUCUAUAGUGGGCUGCAUCAUUGACUGCUUCAUGAUUGGCGCCAUCAUGGCCAAGAUGGCAAGGCCUAAGAAGCGAGCACAAACCCUUUUGUUUAGCCACAAUGCCGUCAUUGCCAUGCGGGACGGAAAGCUGUGUCUAAUGUGGAGAGUAGGGAAUCUGCGCAAGAGCCACAUUGUAGAGGCCCAUGUCAGAGCACAGCUCAUCAAACCUCGGAUAACAGAUGAGGGGGAAUACAUCCCUCUAGACCAGAUAGACAUUAAUGUGGGCUUCGACAAAGGCUUGGACAGGAUUUUCUUGGUUUCACCUAUCACUAUUCUACACGAGAUAGAUGAGGAGAGCCCCCUUUUUGGGAUCAGCAAACAGGACUUGGAGAGCGCAGACUUUGAGAUUGUUGUCAUUUUGGAGGGAAUGGUUGAAGCAACUGCCAUGACCACCCAGGCUCGCAGCUCCUACUUGUCCUCUGAGAUCCUUUGGGGUCACCGGUUUGAGCCAGUCUUGUUUGAGGAAAAGAAUCUGUACAAGGUGGAUUACUCUCACUUUCACAAAACCUAUGAGGUACCGUCCACCCCCCGCUGCAGUGCCAAGGACAUGGUGGAAAACAAGUACCUAGUCCCCAGCUCUAAUUCCUUCUGCUAUGAAAACGAGCUGGCCUUUCUUAAUCGCGAUGAUGAGGAAGAGGAUGUAGGCGGUGGAGGUAGAGCACUGCCGAACCUCAGUCCAGACCGAAACAGCCGGCAUGAAUUUGAACGCAUACAGACCACCAGGGUGCUGGAUCAAAGGUCGUAUCGUAGAGAAUCAGAAAUAUGA